Messenger RNA from Nylanderia fulva, 2581 nucleotides. The record is from RefSeq and is a predicted model, not a curated record. NCBI's taxonomy places the organism in Eukaryota, Metazoa, Arthropoda, Insecta, Hymenoptera, Formicidae.
UUCUGACUCCCUACUUUCAUGCAUGUCAGUCGACAUGCCGAAGUUUAUCAGGAUGGGUGCUCUAGCAUCGUGGUUACACUUAUCUAUUGUAAUAUUUGGACUAUUCGUAUGGUCUAGUCAAUGUCAGAAGUUAGACGCGUUUCAGGUUACUUUGGGCCAUAUAAGAUCACGAACCUCGCCGGAAAUUCAAACGAAAGCAGCGCAAGAUGUCGCGGAAAGAUUGCUGGGCAAGGAGAUAUCUAAAUUAUUUAUUAUGAUACUAGAUACCGAUUUGGGUCCCGUUGGCAAAGAUACUUUCAAGGUUAAUAAAAAUCCUCUGGGUGAAAUCGAAAUUCGUGGUACUUCCGGAGUGGCGAUUACGUGGGGUUUACAUUAUUAUUUGAAAACCUAUUGUAAUGUUCAUAUAUCAUGGGAGGGUGCACAGAUUACUCUGCCUAAAACAUUACCAGAAGUUCGAGUUAAAAUUACAUCUAAUGACAGAUUCAGAUAUUAUCAGAAUGUGUGCACUGUAGGUUAUAGCUCGACCUGGUGGCAGUGGGAGCAAUGGGAAAAAAAUAUUGACUGGAUGGCUCUUAAUGGGAUCAAUCUUGCCCUCGCUUUUACCGCGCAAGAAGCUAUCUGGCAAAGACUGUAUCGAGUUAAUCUCACGCAGGAAGAAAUCGAUGAGCACUUAGGAGGUCCUGCUUUCUUACCCUGGGCAAGGAUGGGCAAUAUUCGUGGUUUUGGCGGACCGUUAUCAACGAAUUGGCAUAAUCAGACCAUACAACUACAACAUCAAAUUCUUCGAAGAAUGAGGGAUCUCGGAAUCGUUCCAGUAUUACCAGCCUUCGCAGGUCAUGUACCACGAGCUUUCACCCGACUUUUUCCAAAUGCUAAUAUGACGAAGAUCGAUCCUUGGAACAAGUUCGAAGACAAAUAUUGUUGUCCUUAUUUGUUAGAACCGACAGAUCCGCUAUUUCGUAUAAUUGGAGAAAAGUUCUUACGAAUGUAUAUCGACGAAUUCGGUACCGAUCACAUUUAUAAUUGCGACACUUUUAACGAGAACGAACCCGGUAGCACUGAACUUAUCUAUUUGAGAAACGUCGGCCAAGCAAUUUUCUCGGCUAUGAACGCGGUUGAUUCUAAAGCGAUAUGGUUGAUGCAAGCUUGGCUGUUCGUACACGACUUCACAUUCUGGACAGAACCUAGAGCGAAAGCCUUUUUAACCUCAGUACCCACGGGACGAAUGUUGUUAUUAGAUUUGCAAUCGGAACAAUUCCCACAAUAUGGUCGAUUGAAAUCAUAUUAUGGUCAACCAUUUAUCUGGUGCAUGCUUCACAACUUUGGUGGCACCUUGGGAAUGUUCGGAUCCGCAGAAAUUAUUAAUCAACGCACGUUCGAGGGUAGGAAUAUGAAUGGCAGUACGAUGGUGGGAACCGGUCUGACACCCGAGGGCAUCAACCAGAACUACGUGAUUUACGAGUUGAUGAAUGAGAUGGCGUAUCGUCAUGAGCCGGUCGACCUUGAUGUUUGGUUCCAAAACUAUGCCACCCGAAGAUAUGGCGCAUGGAACGAAUACGCAGUGGCUACUUGGCAAUACCUUGGCAGGACAGUUUAUAAUUUUAGCGGCGAGCAAAGAAUCAGGGGACAUUACGUCAUUACCAAACGGCCAAGUUUAAAUAUUUCAUCAUGGAUCUGGUAUGAUCAAAAAGCUUUCUAUUCUAUGUGGAAUGUAUUCUUAAAAGCGAGAUAUGGUAGAGGAAACAAUACUCUCUACAGACAUGAUGUAGUUGAUAUAACUAGACAAGCUCUGCAACUAAUGGCCGAUGAUUUAUAUAAAGUUGUAUUAGAUUCGUAUAAAGAAAAGAAUAUCACUGCCUUUCAGUCAUCUGCAAGUGCUUUGUUGGAACUUUUCGAUGAUGUCGAGUCCAUUUUAGCGUCGGGAAAUAAUUUUCUACUGGGUACUUGGUUAUCUCGAGCGAAAGAUAUGGCUGUCAAUGAGGAGGAAAGGCGAUCCUACGAAUAUAAUGCGAGAAAUCAGAUCACUCUGUGGGGUCCAAACGGCGAGAUCAGAGACUAUGCAAAUAAACAAUGGUCGGGAGUGAUAGCAGAUUAUUUCAAGCCCAGAUGGGAGCUCUUCCUAAAUGGCCUCGAGAACUCGCUAGUCCAAAGAACAAAGCUCAACAUAACUGAGAUGAAUAAUAGGAUAUUUCACGAAGUCGAACAACCAUUCACUUUUUCCACAAAGCUUUAUCCAGUAGCGCCAAAAGGUGAUACUAUCGAUAUAGCAAUGAAAAUAAUUUCAAAAUGGUAUAAUAAUGAAAUACCACCAUCAAAUACGAAAAUAUACAGAAAGGGAAUUGCAUCAUACACAGAUCGAUUUUUUUAUUUAAGUACACGCAGAUAAAAAUACAUUUAUAUAUUUUGAAAAGAUAUAAUAAGCAAGAAUUAUCAAUAACUGUAAUAGAAUAAAAAUAUUAAAUAUGCAAGAAUGUAUCAUAACAAUAAUUUGCAUGUAAUUUAUACUACAGUUAAAUACAUACAUAAAUAUAUAAAUUGAUUAAAAACGUACACAUUAUUUACUUUAAUUGAUUCACAACAA